UCGUUGUUCUCAAUGUUUCUUGUGAAAUCGGCCCAUGGAGUAAAGCCUUGAUUAAAAGGGAAGAUGGGCCCAUAGUAAAGCCUGAGAGGAGGGUCCCGGCCCAUCGACCUCACGGUCUCGACUCUCCUCGCAGGGACACGCACACGUACCCACCCACCUGUGCACACAGCGCCGUCUUCUGGAGCAGCGUCCGAAAGUGUGUGGAGAACCUGCCCGAUCCCUCCCGCCGCCUCCGACCUCACCGUCGGCGGGCUUGUUCCUGGGGUCUGAUCAGCCAUGUUCAAGAAACCUGUUGAUGUGAAAACCAUACAGCGCUUGUCUGGGGCAGACAAAAAGAAGCUAAGAAGAACUGCCAAGGGAAGGUUUCCACAGGCUUCUGAUGCUGACCUUGAUGCCAUCCUUCCUCCCAAGGCUGAGAUAACAGUUGCUAAGUACCCGAACCAUGUUCUUGUAUAUGGCAUAGAGGGAGAGUUCCCAAUGAUUUUCAACACUGACGCAAGAGGUCAUGAACUGUUUCCUACAGUUUAUGCGCUUUGGAAGGUCCCCCAUCUGUUGCCAGCUUUUACGCUUAAAGGUGGUGAGGUUUCACGUUUCGUGAUUGGUGGCGCUGAUCUGAUGUUUCCUGGUAUCAGCAUACCUCCAGAAGGGUUUCCAUCUUUUGAAGCUGGCCAACCAUGGGCAGUAAAAGUUCCUGGUAACCCUGCUGCAAUUGCGGUUGGGAGCACAACUAUGAGUAGUACUGAAGCUUUGAAGGCAGGACUACGUGGCAAGGCUUUAAAGAUUUUACAUUACUACAGGGAUAUGUUAUGGGAUUCGGCUGAUGGUUGUUAUGUCCCUAAUGAAGGAUUUUUUGAUGACAUUGUUGUUGAAGAUCCUAAUCCUGUUUCAACAUCUCAGGCUCCUGAUUCUGCUGAAGAACCUGAAGUCACGAAUGAUGGUAGUGUUUCGGCUGAAGAUGCAGGAGUCGAUAUUUCAGACAAUCAUGGUACAAAUCCUGGCAUCCAGAUUGAAGCAGUGGAAGAGAUAACUGAUGUUGUUAACGAACUAAAACUUCCCGAAGAUAAAACUACUGAACAAGCACCUGUUGAAAUGGAACAUCAUAAUUUGAGAACUGAGGAAAUUGAUUCUCUCUUGGACAAAUGCCUUCUGCAAGCGCUAUACACAAGCAUAAAAGAAAAAGAUCUUCCAAUGCCAGGAAGUACACUAUGGGCAAAUCACAUACUACCGAACAGACCUCCUGGUGUUACUAUUGAUAUAAAAAAGUCAUCACACAAAAAGUUGUCGAAGUGGUUACAAUCAAAAUCUUCAUCUGGCCUUAUUUCAGCAAAGGAGGACAAAUAUAAGAAGGAAGUUGUAUUGCUUGCUAUCAAUCACAAGCAUCCAGACUACAUGGCCUUUAGACCGGAAAAGAGGGUACAGGAGCUUGUUGAACACGAAAAGGAUGUUGCUGAAAGUAGUGUCACUAAGCAAUUGGAGGUUGCAGAGAUUUAUAAGCCAAGUUCUCAUGUUAAACCCAUAUUUGUGGCUGUCGAAGCUGACAUGGAGAAGUAUUACAGUGCACCAGAGGCUUCAGAUAUAGUCUUCAGGUACGUCGAAAAGGAAAAAUUGGUUAAACCUACAGACAGGGCCAAGGUGAUUCUUGAUGUUACAUUAUGUGAUGCAUUGUACAAAGGGGCUAUCAAAAAGGGCUCGGCAUACCCAACUGAAAUCCACAAGAAAGACUUAGGUUCAGCAUUCUUAAACCGCAUGCAAGUUCACCACAAGGUAUCGAGAGGAACUCAGGAGGUCAUACGCAAGGGUGCCAUAAGAACUAUCCAGAUCAUGACAGAAAGAAGACAGGGCAACAAGAAGAUGACUCGGCUUUCUGGGCUCGAGUGUUUCCUGAUGGAUCCUGAUUCAUUGGCUUCUGAGCUCCAGAAAAAAUUUGCUUGCAGCACCACCACAGCAGAGCUUCCAGGUAAGAAAGGGCAGUACGAGGUCUUGGUACAAGGUGGAGUGAUUGAUGACCUUGCUAAACACCUUGUCGACCAUUACGAUGUUCCUAAAAGAUACAUCGAGGUUUAUGACAAAACAAAGAGGUAGGAAGUGGGGGCUGAUCAUGUCCGUUUAGGUGUUGGAGCGCUUGGAUGGUCUACGAAAUGAUCCCAGGAUUGUUUCAUGAUACUUUUUGUCAUCACAUGUCUGAGCAAUAUUACGACAUUGUUGAUCUACGAGUACCUUACGAUAUUUGUUUUCGUUCCUGCCUUUGGUUGAUGGAAAAUGCUAUUGUGCUUACUGAAGAAAUAUGGUUACAGGAUGGAUAAUGAGGUUUCCUCAUGCUUUUGGUGCUGCA
This is a messenger RNA of Zea mays, 2332 nucleotides long. RefSeq lists its product as uncharacterized. The transcript is spliced from 10 exons. Gene Ontology annotation, biological process: formation of translation preinitiation complex; translational initiation. Lineage: Eukaryota; Viridiplantae; Streptophyta; Magnoliopsida; Poales; Poaceae. The coding region runs from base 277 to 2082 and encodes 601 amino acids. Gene Ontology annotation, molecular function: translation initiation factor activity. The record is from RefSeq and is a predicted model, not a curated record.